GGGGUGGGGAGGGGAAAUCUAUACUUAGUGAAAUUUGGGAAGUAUUCCAGAGAUGACUUACAAGUAUGGAAAAGAAUACAUCUUUUGUGAUGCCCAAGACUUUAUCAGAUUGAAUUUGGAUUUCCUGAAUGAAAGGCUUUUACCAGAUUUCAAAACAAGAUUGUGGAGAGAAGAGCAGAAUGAGAGCUUCCCAAGCAUCACAUGCCUCCUGCUUCUUAUCCUUGCUAAUGCUAUUCCUUCCAGUCACUGGAACUUCAAAACAAAAUAUCCCAAGACUUAAGCUUUCCUAUAAAGACUUGCUGCUCUCAAACAGCUGCAUCCCAUUCCUGGGCUCAGUGGAGGGGCUUGAUUUUCGAACCCUGCUGCUAGAUGAGGAGAGGGGUCGGCUGCUAAUCGGAGCUAAAGACCACAUCUUCCUGCUCAGCUUGGUUGAUUUAAACAAAAAUGUAAAGAAGAUUUACUGGCCUGCAGCAAAAGAAAAGGUGGAAUUAUGCAAAUUAGCUGGGAAAGAUGCCCAUACAGAAUGUGCAAAUUUUAUCAGAGUUCUUCAGCCCUACAACCGGACCCAUGUUUAUGUCUGUGGAACAGGAGCCUUCCACCCUAUCUGUGGAUAUAUUGAACUUGGAACACACAAAGAGGAGACAGUAUUCAGGCUGGACACACAGACCUUGGAGUCUGGCAGAUUGAAAUGUCCUUUUGAUCCUCAGCAGCCUUUUGCUUCCAUAAUGGCAGAUGAGUACCUCUAUGCUGGAACAGCUUCUGAUUUCCUUGGCAAAGAUACUGCUUUAACACGUUCUCUGGGCCUGUCUCCGGACCACCAUUACAUUAGAACUGACAUUUCUGAACAUUACUGGCUUACUGGAGCAAAAUUUAUUGGACUCUUCCCCAUCCCGGACACGUACAACCCAGAUGACGACAAAAUCUAUUUCUUUUUCCGAGAAAUAUCACAAGAUAGCAGUACCUCUGAUAAAACAAUCCUUUCCCGAGUUGGAAGAGUGUGUAAGAAUGAUAUGGGCGGUCAGCGGAGCCUCAUAAAUAAGUGGACAACUUUCCUUAAAGCAAGGCUGGUGUGUUCAAUACCUGGGCCUGAAGGAGCAGACACACAUUUUGAUGAGCUCCAAGAUAUAUUCUUACUUUCUACAAGAGAUGAGAGAAACCCUCUAGUGUAUGGAGUCUUCACCACUUCAAGCUCUGUAUUCAAGGGCUCUGCAGUAUGCGUGUACAGCAUGGCUGAUAUCAGAGCUGUGUUCAAUGGUCCUUAUGCGCAUAAAGAAAGUGUGGAUCAUCGAUGGGUACAAUAUGAAGGUCGCAUCCCAUAUCCAAGACCUGGUACAUGUCCAAGCAAAACCUAUGACCCGCUUAUAAAAUCUACCCGAGAUUUUCCAGAUGAUGUCAUUAGUUUUAUCAGACGUCAUCCACUGAUGUACAAGUCAGUUUACCCAGUGACUGGAGGACCUGUAUUUACAAGGAUCAGUGUCGACUACCGACUGACACAGAUUGUGGUGGAUCAUGUUAUGGCAGAAGAUGGUCAAUAUGAUGUUAUAUUCCUCGGAACAGAUCUAGGGACAGUUCUCAAAGUUGUGAGUAUUACCAAGGAGAAGUGGGUAAAGGAGGAAGUAGUCCUGGAAGAGCUGCAAAUAUUCAAGCAUCCAUCAGUUAUCUCAACUAUGGAGCUUUCCCUGAAGCAGCAACAAUUGUACAUUGGUUCCAAAGAUGGAUUGGUUCAGCUCUCGUUGCACAGAUGUCACACAUAUGGGAAGGCUUGUGCAGACUGCUGCCUGGCCAGAGACCCAUACUGCGCUUGGGAUGGAAACUCAUGUUCCAGAUAUGCACCCACUUCUAAAAGGAGAGCUAGGAGGCAAGAUGUCAAAUAUGGAGACCCAGUUGCCCAGUGUUGGGAUGCGGAAGACAGCAUUAGUCAUGAAACUGCUGAUGAAAAGGUGAUUUUUGGCAUUGAAUUUAAUUCAACUUUUCUGGAAUGUAUUCCUAAGUCCCAGCAAGCCUCUAUUAGGUGGUAUAUUCAACGCUCUGGAGAAGAACAUCGAGAAGAGCUGAAGGCGGACGAGAGGGUGAUCAAAACGGAACAUGGCCUGCUGAUCCGCAGCUUGCAGAAAAAGGAUGCUGGAGCCUAUUACUGCAAAGCCCAGGAGCACACAUUCAUCCACACCAUUGUGAAGUUGAACUUGAAUGUCAUAGAAAACGGGCAAAUGGAAAGCACGCAGAAAACGGAGGACGAGGAAGGACGGGUGAGGGAUUUACUAACUGAGUCCCGGCUGAGGUACAAGGAUUACAUUCAGCUUGUCAGCAGCCCCAGCUUCAGCCUGGAUGAGUAUUGUGAACAGAUGUGGCACCGGGAGAAGCGGCGGCAGCGAAACAAAGGCGGGGCCAAAUGGAAGCACGUGCAGGAGAUGAAGAAAAAGCGAAAUCGAAGGCACCAUGAAACUGCCAGCCGACAUGCAGGCCCUACAGCCACAUUUCCCAGUUUAAAUUCAAAGUCUGCUGUGCUUUAAAACAACGUGAAAUGAUAAUCAUAACAAAUUCGCAAGGUGAUGUAAGAAACAGAAGAACUGUUCCAGGUGACUUUUAUUACUGCUGUAGACUGCUAGUUAAUAGUUUCAAACAGUUAAUGCCAAGAAAAUCAUCUGUCUGUUCAUAGACAACCGUGCUAUUUUUAAUAGGCCUAGACACGGCUCAGUUUUGGUGGCGUUUCAUAUUCUGCUCCCGUGGUCUUAUUAUGUAUAAGUGCCUUUGGCUGCUUUUUGUGUUCUGUUCAUUUUAUUCUUGCUAUUAAAUAGAAAUGUCUCCGAGGCCAGCCGGUUUUUGAAAUCUCAACAUUGAUGAAUUUAGUGCAUGGAAAAGAAGGGUUAGGCAGGUAAUUUGACUUGGAUACUUGUACAUCUUGUGCCUACUAUGGGCAGAGUGUUAUGGGUUUAAUGACUUUAAUGAGAUUUCAGAGCCUCGUGGGACUUCAGCAGUUUUGUCUAUAAGCUGAGUGUCAGGGUCCAUUUACAAAACUAGUAUUUACUGUACUCCAAAGCAUCGUCUAAAGUUGUGUAAUUGGACUCCAAAGUUGUAAAAUCUGAUGUUUAGAGAUGGCAAAAAAAAAUAAUUUAAUAAAAUAUUUUCCCUAUUUUGUCAUAAAGGUCAAAGGAAAUUCUUAAUGAUAUAAUAUGCUUACUAAUGGCCCUUCAAAUGCAUGUCUGAGGUGGGGUUGGGGGAGUUGUGUUAAAUAUAUUGAUAGGUCAUGACAGUCAGAAGAGUUUUUUCAAAAAUGUUUUUUGAGAAUUUCAAUUAAAAAUAUUCUUGUUCCCUUCCUUCCUCCCACCACUAAGAAAAUUCACACACAGAAGGACAAUGGCGCUGAAGUGAAAAUUGCUUUGAAUUUGUUUUCAAAAUGCACAUAGCUUUAAAAAGGUUGAACCCGUUUCAAGGAUUCUGUAAAUUCUUUUUUAGAGACUUUCCAUGCUUUCAAGUUUUUUAGACAGUUUAAAGAUUGCUUGUCAAGGUGUUAACUUUGUAAUAGCCUAUAUUUUUGGAUAGAGAGAACAAAAGAGAGAUUUUCUCCAAACUGCUCUAUAAUAUUUUCAGUCGGUUCUAUAAAGAUGAUUCCUGCCCCUUCCAAGAACAGCAUCAGCAGCUCAGGAUAUAUUUUGCCUGGCAAGAAAUAGCAGCUCAGAAAAUCUUCACAAUCUUUUAAAUGGAAAAUUGAAACCAAACUGACUGACCGCAUAAUACCUUACAUUCUCUUAGUAAGGUUAAUGUAUUCCUUUGGUGUGAAAGUACCCUCUGUUCCACAUAUCCAGCAGAAUUCUGCAUUUCUUAUGUUCCACUUAUAUCCAUCUUAUAAGGUACCCAUAGGACACAAGUAAUUUAUAGGGCAAGCCAAUUGCACGGGGAUGAAUUUCACCUCUAUAGGAUAACUAUUUAUAGAAUGAUAUGAGGAAAAACUCUGUUGGUGGCGUGAGUCUAUUUGUAAAUCUCCACAGUUAAUGGUGUAACAUGACUAAAGUGAUCAAUAAUAAGGAGAGACCUACCAAAAUUGUGACAGAAGUGAGCUGUGCAGCAGCUCCUUUAAUCUUGUUUGUUUCACUGUGCAGCCUCCUGCCUCUGAUUGGUGGAGGCCUUGGAGGUCCCACUGCUGAUUGGCCAGGAGGCAAAAACCAUGGUUUGAAAUACGGCACGGUUUUUGUCUCCCAGCUGAUCAGGGACUGGCAGGGCUGCUGGGGCCCUUGGCUACUCAGCAAUGUCAGGCAAAACUGUUCCAUAUUUAAAACCAUAGUUUUUGCCUCCUGACUGAUCAGUAGCAAGCCGCAGGGCUCUGCCAAUCGUGGGGGGGACGGGGGCACAGAAAAGUGAGCAAGAUUAAAAGGACUGAAGUGCACCUUCACCAUGAUUUUGGUAGGUUCCUAAUGGUAAGCUCUGAGUUUCCCAGACCUGCUUUUUUUAAAUAAUUUCCACUUUUGUAUUCCAAAGGUAACUGAAACUGUUAAAUGUAUAUGUUGGUUGUACUAUAAUAAACACAGAGCUG
Molecule: messenger RNA, 4528 nt
Organism: Alligator sinensis (Chinese alligator)
Lineage: Eukaryota; Metazoa; Chordata; Crocodylia; Alligatoridae
Gene: SEMA3D
Product: semaphorin 3D
Exons: 19
Coding region: 129-2510 (793 amino acids)
Biological process (GO): positive regulation of cell migration; negative regulation of axon extension involved in axon guidance; axon guidance
Molecular function (GO): chemorepellent activity; semaphorin receptor binding
Source: RefSeq, a predicted model, not a curated record